This is a messenger RNA of Branchiostoma floridae (Florida lancelet), 1421 nucleotides long. RefSeq names its product protein sax-3-like. The transcript is spliced from 5 exons. The record is from RefSeq and is a predicted model, not a curated record. The coding region runs from base 296 to 1144 and encodes 282 amino acids. NCBI's taxonomy places the organism in Eukaryota, Metazoa, Chordata, Leptocardii, Amphioxiformes, Branchiostomatidae. Gene Ontology annotation, cellular component: cell-cell junction. Gene Ontology annotation, biological process: cell-cell adhesion. Gene Ontology annotation, molecular function: cell adhesion molecule binding.
CACGGCAUAUAACCACAUUUUGCUUCAGGACUACGACGAAGUCAGUGCGAAACUGGUUUUUACUAAAGUAUCAAAGUGGGACCAUGGCUCAAACUUUACCUGCGUGGCCGAUCAGGGGUACCCGGGCGUGGUCGGGCCCAAGUUCUCGUCUCGGACGGUAAAGGUUCACUACUCACCUUCGGUGAAGAUCUCCCAACCUUCUAUUCUCGCGAGAGAGGGCGAGUCUGUGAACCUGACAUGCGCAGUGGACAGCAACCCGGCAGCAGUGGUGAAAUGGAAGAAGCUAGGAGAGGCCAUGUCGGGGUUUGCUGGGAACGGAGGACACAUCCUGCGCAUCCCAAAGCUGACCAGACAAGACAGCGGAGUCUACCAGUGCACAGCAGAUAACGGGAUCUACCCUGUCGGGCUGGGAACUGCUACAGUGGACGUUCUGUAUCCUCCUACGAUAGAUCCUGCCAUAGAAGCUGACGUCACCGUUCUGUACGGAACUGACGACUUCAUGUUGGAAUGUUUGGCAACCGGAAACCCCAAACCUCACAUCCGGUGGCGGCGGAAGGAUACAAGCCUGUACUGGGAAAACCCACUCCGGUUCCACCGGGUGCGCUACGACGUGGAGGGGAAGUAUGAAUGCGUGGCGUCAAGUAAAGGAUUUCCGGAGGCCACAAAAACGUCAUUUAUAAAUGUUGUCGGCCGUCCAUCGAUACAAGGACGAGCUGUCAAGAUGUCGGUUCGUAGAGGCAGCACCGCCCGACUUGUCUGUGACGUCAUAGCCGACCCCGUCCCGGGGAAAAUUGAUUGGCUGUGGCGAAACAAACAUGGCGUCGAGUCUGUCAUCAACGUGCUGGAUGAGAGUGUGAUGUUGGAUGAGAAGAUCACUCCACAGGGCAAGAUGGGGUUCCUCGCUGUGAAAAACGUGGAUGAAGACAGAGAGGGAACGUACGAAUGCAGGGCGUCCAACAUGUUUGGGCUUGCGCAGAAAGAGAUACAGUUGCAGGUGUCGGGUUCAGAGCCUCCCCUUGGUGCCAUCAUAGCCACCACCGUCACUGUUGUCCUCCUGGUUGUUUUGAUCGUCAUCGGGGUGGUGCUGGCCAGGUCCAGGGGACUGAUGUGUCUUCAAAAGAAACCUGGUAUGUAUCGUAUAUAACAUAGAAUACAACAAACAAAUAUAGAAUACAACACGGUGUAUUCCGUAUCACCCGAUGUACCAGCCGGACCGCGGGUCGGAUCGACCGACGGCCGAAAUAUUAUUUAUGUUAUACCCACCUUACAAAACAGAUGUUUCGAUACGAAAUGCUCCAGAAGUUGAGGAAAUUUAGUGCUUUCGAACAAAAAUUGUUACAACAGCAAUGUUCCAACGUCCGAAUCAGGUGUUCAAAUUUUCGAAGCCUGAAUAAUACGGAUUUUUAUCACCCAGUCCGGAA